Molecule: messenger RNA, 3028 nt
Organism: Podarcis muralis (Common wall lizard)
Lineage: Eukaryota; Metazoa; Chordata; Lepidosauria; Squamata; Lacertidae
Source: RefSeq, a predicted model, not a curated record
AGAUAGAGGAGAGACGAGUGGGAGGCUGGCGGUGAGGCUGCUUUGCUCUCCGCUUCACUGGGAUUCCCGUCUUGCUCGUCAGAGUGAAGCAGAAAGGCGGGCAGGAUAGUGCGCCCGCGCGUGUGCUUUUGCAGAGCCCGUUUGCAAAAGGGGAGCAGGACUGCAGAGGGGAAAGAAGACGCCUCGGGCACGCGGGGAGGUGGAGGAUGGCGCCGCUGGCCAGUGGGACUUUCUGCAAAGUUUGACCCGCGCCUGCAGUCACCCGAUGUUGUUGCAGCAGCAGCAGCAGUCGAAGAGCGGGUCGGGCGUCUGGCUGUUUAGUUCUAUCCCCAGCCGAGGAGAAGCGUCGGAAGCAACGGAUCAACCACGCGCGUAGAAAUACUAAUAAUAAUAAGGAACCGGGCAAGCAGCGGGUUGUGGUGGGCGAAAGAUGGAGCAGAGUCGCGCGGCCGCCGGUGCGGACUCUCCUGCUGCAGAAAGGAGAGGAGCCCGCGGUCCGGGAUUCCCGCAAGCGCCAGCCUAGCGCGCUGCGCGGGGAGGAAAAAACAAGAUACCCUUUGCACAAAAAUAUCAAGCAAACCAACAGACACACAUGCACACAUAGAUACGCACAUAAACCACCCAAACCGUGUCAUGCACUGAUAAGUCAUUUGCACACACAAGUCUGUUUGCUUACAUUGCUCUCUUGACUGCAAAAAGGCACCUUUCGUAUACACAUUUUAUUUGUGCGGCGGAGGGAGGGUGCUUCUGCAGCUGCAGUUCUGGAGGGAUUUGUGAAUGGCAUUUGGACGAUUAAUUUUUAAAGGUGAAACGGGGUAAUAUAAUAUCUCAUAUGCACACUUGGGCAUUCAGCUAGCUUUGUGGUGGGCUCAAUAGAGCUGAAUUGGGGUGGGUGGGUUGAAAUAAAUAACGUAAAAUAAACUCUAUACCCUCAUUGCAAUAAAUCUUCAGCGCUUUGCAGAGCGUUCCAACGUUCGCUGGGGGCGGGAAUAGGAAGCUUCGGGAUGACAGACCCGGGCGAGGAGCAUCUGAAACAUUCCCUGCCUUGAGAGUCUCCUUUUGCGCCACCUUGGCUGAUCUACCCUUUCUGUGCCUGCCUGCACCCGCGCACACGACGCGACUGCGGGCGAGGGUCUCCCUUCUUUCCCUGGGCAUGGCUUGCAAAACGACUCUCUUCGGGUGACCGGCGGUGGCCCGCAAGGAAAGAGAGGGAGGAAAAGGUGGAGGAGGAAGAGGAAGGCGCAAAGCUGCAGAGAAGAUCUGAGGACACGGCUGCGGGCGAGGAGAGGGAGGAGACGAGAGCGGCGGCGGCGGCCACAGCAGCAGCAGCAGUGAUCGUCGGCUGCAAGAUUGCACAGAGAGGAGAGGAAGGGGGGGGUCGGUAUUGGAGGAGGGGGGAAGGAGGAGGGGGGCAACCCAUGCAUGGCUGAGCUUUGCAGGUGGUUCCCCCUCCCUCCCUCCUCCUCCUCCUCCUCCUCUCUCACCCCUCUGUAUCGCUCAGGUGGGUGUCAUUGGAGAUGUCACGGAAAGCGAUUAUGAGGGGAAGUUGGGAAUAACUGGAUGUCAGGAAGUGAAGUGAAAACUCCACGUUGUCUAUGAGAAGCUGAAGAGACAGACCAAAAGGGAUGGAUUUAUGAUUCAUAUAGACCAUCAGCAUUCUGCUUUAAAAGGAUUUUUUUUUUAAUCCAAAGAAAUCUAUAAAAAGGGAAUAAAAGGCCAAGAGUGCAAUACAAGAGUAAAUAACCGACUGCAUUCGAAGAAAGGAAGGCUGAAGGGAAAUCAAACAAAACCAAGAUAUAUUUAUUUGCCGAACCUGCAUCUCUUUUAUAUACAGUUUUCCUUGCUUAUCCAAAAUAGUAUUUAUCAGACUUUUGUCUGCCAUUGCACAGAAGUUUACAUACCCAAAAGGCCCCACUCACGAAGAAAGCGCUGCAAAACCUGUUACUCCAACAAAUAGUGGGAUUCAAAUUUAUAUCUAUAUGUGUAUAUAUAGCGAAACUUUUCCCACGAUGACUCUUCUAUCCUAUGGAUAUCGGUUUUGAGAUAACAGAUGAGGAUUGUUGGCGCCUUUUGGAAAUUGUGCUGGUGUUGUGGGCCAUGGGCUGUAUUCAGAGCAUUAGCUGCAAAUCAAAAGGUUUUCGGGAGAGUAUUACUGUCAUUGAAGUUAAGGCCUCCAUCGACCCCGUCCCUACCAACAUUGAUGAGUCGUCCAGUGUGGUUCUGAGAUACCGGACCCCGCACUUCCGGGCUUCUGCUCAGGUGUUGGUGCCUCCUCUCCCCAGGAAAGAGACCUGGAUCGUCGGCUGGAUCCAGGCCUGUAGUCACAUGGAGUUCUACAAUCACUAUGGGGAACACGGAAUGUCAAGCUGGGAACUCCCAGAUCUCCUCGAGGGCAAGAUCCAAGCGAUCAGCGACUCGGAUGGGGUCAAUUACCCCUGGUAUGGGAACACCACAGAGACCUGUACCAUCGUGGGGCCCACCAAAAAGGAAGGGAAGUUCAGUGUCAGCAUGAACGAUAACUUCUACCCAAGUGUCACCUGGGCUGUCCCAGUGAGUGACAGCAACGUGGCCAAGCUCACAAGCAUCCACAGGGAUCAGAGUUUUACUACCUGGCUGGUUGCCACCAACACAGCCACCAACGAGAUGGUCAUCCUUCAGACAAUCCGGUGGCGGAUGAAGCUGGGCAUCGAUGUGACCCCCAGCAAACCUUUGGGGCACCGUGCCAAGCUGAAGGAGCCCCAUGCUCAGGAGCAGCCACAGAUCCUAAGCAAGAACGAGCCAAUACCACCUAGUGCCCUCGUGAAACCCAAUGCCAACGACGCCCAGGUACUCAUGUGGAGGCCUAAGGACGGGCGCCCUCUAGUGGUGAUACCUCCAAAGCAUCGGUAAUGAGACCCCCUCUCUCCCUAAGUGUGUCCAGCCUCACGGGGUGGAUUGGGAGGGGUGGGGGCAGAGAGAGGAGGAGGAGGAGGAGGAGGAAAAAAACCGCUUCAUAUUUAAGAAAACAUAUUUAAGCAAAAAAAAAAAA